This is a messenger RNA of Toxoplasma gondii ME49, 6631 nucleotides long. RefSeq names its product NIMA-related protein kinase NIMA1 (gene NEK). The coding region runs from base 768 to 5564 and encodes 1598 amino acids. The record is from RefSeq and is a predicted model, not a curated record. Gene Ontology annotation, biological process: protein phosphorylation. The transcript is spliced from 5 exons. Gene Ontology annotation, molecular function: ATP binding; protein kinase activity. Lineage: Eukaryota; Apicomplexa; Conoidasida; Eucoccidiorida; Sarcocystidae.
AUUUUUAUGGAGGAAUAAUCUUUUUGCGGCAGACUGAUGUUUCAUAUGGAACGGACCAGCAUUCUCUGCUCUGUCGGUAUUUGCGAUUCAGUUGUUUCGCAACUGCCAGAGGUCACCCCAAUCCGUCCUGUCGGCAGCCCCCCUUGUCAAUUUUGCCGGCGUGUAUUAACUCGUAGUAGUUCAUUCUACCUCUCGACUACCACUCAGCCAACUUGCCAUGCUCCUGACCUUGUUCGUCAUACUGUGAUUGCUUUCUUCCUCUCCUCUGGACAAUGGGUCGCCGUCUCCUGUAAGGACUGUGGAUACAAGACCGCCAUAUAAUUAACCCUCAACUCGCCGUCGGUAAAGUCUUCUGCCUCUACUGAAGGGUAGCUAACAUGCGUCCAUUUUCAUCUGGAAGUACCGAGGAGGAUUCUUACUUUCGAGGGAACAACCCAGCCUGGCGGAGGAGGUGCAUGUGCACCCCCUUCACCGAGGGUUUCUCGUACACGGGCGUGUCUCGCGGACGGACAGCGAGUUGAUUUCUCCGCUCUGCCGAACUUUCUCAGUUCUUUGUCCUCCUGUUUGGUCAGUUGCUGGCCACUUUCUAAAACUUCAACGUUUCAGUUGGGUCUCCUAGAAGUUGAGAAGCUCCUCAUUUCCCCUGCAAACCUGAUCUCGUCUUCCACUCUUGCGUUUUUCUUCCCGGGUAUUUCUUCCUGGAGAGAGUCUCGGCAAAGGCAAAGUCUGUUUAGGCCUCCCAUCUAGGCUACGUGCUGCUCCAGGAAAUGGAGCAGUUCGGUGGUCCAAGCGGGUUCAUGCCUCCCGCAUCGUAUACCGCGCCGCUGGGCAAGUACCCUACCAAGCAGCCGUCUGCUGCUUAUCCUAGUGACGGAGGGCGUCACGCCACUAAGGAGAAUCCGAGACCAGCAGAAGGACAGGCUUCCCGCCAGAGCAGCUCUGUACCAUCCGCGAUGGCGUCAAAACCCAUCCAAGAUCCAGAGGGACAUUCCGCACAGCCCACCUCGAGCUAUUGCAGAGCGCAGACACCGCGGUCGACGCCGCUCCCCGUGGCUCUGGACGAAGAGGCGCGACUCUCUCAAUAUGAAGUGAUUAGACAGAUUGGUGCAGGACGAUUUGGAGAGGUUUUCAUUAUCCGCCAUAAAGCGACAAAGGCCCUCCUCUGUUGGAAGCUGGUAUUUUACAAAGGCCUGAGGGAGAAGGAGAAGAAACAGCUUGUGUCGGAAGUGAACGUCAUGCGCGAGCUCCGCCACGCAAACAUUGUGCGGUACCACGAUCGCAUUGUCUGCCGAUCGAGGCAGUGCCUGUACAUCGUUAUGGAAUAUUGCGACGCUGGAGAUCUCGCGAAGCAGAUCGAAGCCGCUCACAAACACCAUGGAGGCAUUGACCAAGACCGAAUCGUUCUGGUCGUCGUCCAGCUGAUCCAUGCCCUCGCCUAUUGCCACGAGGGUGUCGGCCAGGAGAGACGCCGUGUACUGCACCGGGAUCUGAAGCCCUGCAAUAUCUUUCUGGCGUCCCACCCCGAGUAUCCGGACGACUCGUCUCGAUGCAUUGCGAAGCUCGGAGACUUCGGGCUGUCUAGACACCUAAACAUGCAUUCGAUGGCCCAUUCGUGCGUGGGGACGCCAUACUACUGGUCGCCAGAACUUCUUGAAGACGGCCAGAAGACCUACAACGUGAAAAGCGACAUGUGGGCGCUCGGCUGUGUAAUCUACGAAAUGUGCACUGGGAAGACGCCCUUCGCGCAGGCGCAAACAAUGCCCCAGCUCAAGGAGAGAGUGCGAUGCGGGCCUGUUCUGCCGGUCCCGGGGUUCUCCGACUCCCUCAAUGCUCUCAUGGCGUCUCUGCUCCAGCCAAAUCCGAACAACCGGCCCUCGGCUCUCCAGUGUCUGGGGUACACGAUCUUUCGCGGCUGUUCGUACACCCCGCCUCCUCUGUACCGUUCUUCGUCUGCUCCUUCGUGGACUCCGAGAAACGCCUCGCCCGCUCGCGGGUCCCCGUCUUCUGCCGUCUCCACUGUCUCUACUGUCACAACUUCUCCUGGCUCAUCCUCGAGGACCUCCUUCAGCGCUCCGUCUUCGCACGAUGCGGCAGCCAGCUCGCCAGCCAGUGCCUCUGCUUCCAGUCGCUAUCAGCACCAGCGGUCCUCGUCGUAUUCUUCGGAUUCCGCAGGACCUAGCGGCGCGUCUGCGCCUUCUCAGAAGGCGCCAGGCCCCGGGAGGCCGCCGGAGACUCCCUCGCGAGAGAGUUUCGAUCUCGCCAGCAAAGCACGGCCGGGCUUCUUCGCCGAGGCGCCACCACCCCACGCGUUUGCUGAGGCCAGUCCUCCGGAGUCGCAUGCGUCGGAGUUUCUGCCGCCCGCGAACGGGGCCGCCAACGAAGCGCGAAACGAACGAACGCAGAGAGACAGAACGCGCCGGGCCGCCUCAGCCACUGCAGCCGCGGCGGUCUCGGCCUUCGAGCGUCAGCAACGCGAGGGCCGGUCGAUGAGUCCCGAUCCUUCAGCGCCCCUGGCCUCGAUUGAAGAGGAAGAAGAAGGAGAGGGCGACGACGCCGGCUGCGGCAGCCUCGGGAGCGGGAGUGGGGUGACGCGCCGGAUGCCAGGGGCAUCGCUGAACCGAGAAGACCGAAGAGAAGCUCCAGGACUCCGCCAUGCCGACACCCACAAGAGAGACGACCGGGACGGGGCCAUCUGGACAGGACGAAGAGAAGAGGCGCCGUUUUCGAGGCCAGGGUCGGAGUUGGCGAGAGAUUUCGGCGCGGCGUCGCAAAACAAGGUCGACACCAGCCGGUUCUCCGGCGCUUCGUCGGGAAAGCCAAGGCCUGGCAACCCACAAAAUGAAGACCGAGCCUCGUUCGCUUCUGACACUUCGGCCCGCCAAACUGUUUACCUCUCAGGCCUCUCGCGCCGGUGCAGCGAACCUCCGGCGGCGUUCCACUCUGCCGUCUCGCCCUGGGACCCGGCGCCUCCGCGGCUGUCCUCUGCCGCGUCUUCCUCUUCCUCGUCGCGAGCGGUGUCACCUUCCUCUCUCAGGCGCGCCUCGUCGCGAGAAAUGAAAUACCCCACAGACGACCGGCCUGCUGUCGCUGCAGGGUCCAGUGGAGUUGCCCUCGCUCGGGCAGAGCGAGGCCCUGAGCCCGGCGCGCCCUGGGGCAACGAGGAGACAGAGGGCCUGCAUGUGCAUGGUCGGCCCUCUGCGGCGCCAGCGAGCUCCUUCUCUUCAGAGCGAACUUCGCGGCCUGGCCACCCGGACGAGGCUCGGGAGUCGGAACACUGCUUCCAGGGACGGGGGAGAUUCGCUGAGGCGGAGGCCAGCCCCGCGACAGAGGGGAAAGAUCCGAGAGACAGUGGCUUCGAGGAGAGAAGCGGCCGGCGAGAUGAAGGAAGGACCGACGGAGGCGAAGCGCAGAGUUUCGGCUACUGGCCGAACGGACGGUCGGACGAGGCCCGGGACCGGCUGGGCGCGCCGUCCGUGUCUCCCUUUUCAUCCAAACGGAUCACCCGAAGAAGCUCCACAGCCGCGGGUCUGUCCACUUACGCCUCUCCGAGCGAUCCCGCUCCCUCGGCUCGCGCACCGGCGGAGUGGAGACGCGGAGCCGCUGGCUCCUCGACUGUAUCGGCUGCCGGCGCAUGCGGUAGAUUUCUUCCCUCUCCUAGGUCAUGGCAAGGCAACGAGAAAUCGUUUCCUUCCUCAUCCGACCACCCGUCUGCGUACCCUGCUCUCCCGCACCCCGCCGCUCCCGCGUACCCGGAGCCUGGAGCCCAGGCCAGCAACCAGUUUCCUCGGCGUCGCCAGUCAGCCUUUCCGAGUGUGAAGCGCCUGGACUACGAAGAAGAGCACGCGUCGAGCGCUUGCCUCCCGACGCUGCUGUCUCCGCGGUUCCCUCACCACCCCGUCUCGCGGCCCGCGGGCGGCGUGUCUCCUCGCAGCUCGCAGAGACAGGCCCUGGCCCCGACUCUGGCAGGCAUGACCUUCGAGCGCAGACUGUCCGCGGGACCGCUUUCUUCAGCUCCGUUUUCCGCUCCACAAGAAAGGACGACGCGUCUGGUCGGGCAUCGCCAUGCUCUCGCAGCUGACGCCGAACGGGCAGAGGCCCCGUUCUCUCACGCGUUUCGCCCUGGCCACCACGACCGGACUCCUGUCGGAGCGCGUCGCGUGCCGCCUCGAGCGGAGACGCCAGGUGUCUCCUUGGAUCCCGGAUUCCGGACUGGCGGGCCUUUGGACCGCGGCCCCGUGGGCUCUGGAGGCCUGGAGGGACAGUCGUUCGACUUCGCCCACCCGACGCAUGCGUCUUCGGAGAAGAAGGAAGCCGAGACCGAGUGGAGCAAUCCGACAGCGCCUGUCUUCUACUCGCCUCGGUCGCCCCGCAACGAUCUUCCCCCUGGGGACGGGGCAAGGAGCCCGUACUCUGCACAUCUUCGCCCCGGUGUCUCCGAGGCCUGCUCGUCCUUCUCGGUCCCUCCGACCGAGAGAUACGAGGACGACAAAAACAGCCAUCACGCCGGGUCAGGCGGAGCUUUCUCUCCGCCUACGUUUGGGUCUCCGACGCCAGGACCUGUCCCCGUGGGGAACGAACGCACCUUCGGGAGAAAUCCGAGUCCGGCUGCUACAUGUGCAUCCUUCUCUGCCAAAACUGGCCUCCGAACCCCGGCACCAAACGGCCUGGCAGGCGACAGUGGGGCGUUCCGGUCGACCAAUUCUCUGCAGCGGACUCCGAUGUCCCGGCGGGUGAGCGCCCCGUUUGGCGCUGGCUCUGCGGAAGGCGCCACUGCGUUUGGUUCCCGGUACGCGUCGUCGGGAAGCUUUUCAAAGAAAUUUCCGCAAGGCAGCAGCAGCGGUGUGCACGAAGGCGGCGGGGCCUUUGGCCGGAGACAGGAAGGGGACGUUUCGCGUGUGGAUGCGCAUGGCUCUGUGUCUCCUCGUUCGUUUUCGUUUUUGCAAAGAUCCGACGCCCCGCUUUCUCGAGGUCAACCGGAGGGGAGUCACUUCCAGAAGCAUGGCGAGACAAGGGCGUCUCCCGACUUUGCGCGGAAAGGUGACAGCACGCAGACGCACGCUUCUGGCGGAAGAGACUUCUCCCAAAGCGGGCCUUUCGAGACGCAGGACUUCACUUUCGGCGAACAACCGACGCGAGAAACCAGGCACAUGGCACCAUCGCCGAGAGGAAUCGAGAGAGGAGGCCCGCAGGGGUCCUUCGUCGGACAUGAUACCUCUUUUUCGGUGUACGCGCCACGGGCAGGACAUGCGGAAGGCGUCGAAUCCGGGUGUUCUGCGUUCGAGGCGCCCUCGGAGUCUCUGUCUCGACGAGACGGCGAAGCAGACAGAGAGAACACCGUCCCCAACGCUAACGGCCAGAUGCCCGUGAGUGGCAUGCCUGCCAGCAAGCAAACGUACGGAGACGACUGCGACUUGUACGAUAAUAGUGCGUGGACCGCACAGAAACAUGCGCCAGAGAACUUCCACGCUGCUGUCGCGCCGUAUCCGUCGUCCCUGUUGACUGGUUUCGCGGAGGGCCAGCAGAAAGCUGCGUCGCGGUCUUCGUGCUUGGGCGGUGACAGAUAGACUGGAGGGGGCCGAGAGAAGUCUUAGAUAGCCAGAGGUUCCAUUUCUUUCGGAAAACGGGGAUGAAACACACAGACUUGGACGAGGAGACAGCACCAGCGCACAAGAGGCUCUUCAACCCUCUUCGUCUCUGAGUUUUGCUCCCUUUUCGCGGUUCCUGUUCGUGGUAGACGCUACGCACGGCAGAGGAUUUGCCUGUGCUGGGACCUCGCGGGCAAACUGUCUUCGUGCAGAACGAGAGGCACGGGCAUGGAUGUCGGGGAUAAAGGGAAAAAGUUCUCUGUUGGGUUAGUAGAUCUUGCUUUCCAUUCUACUGUCUUUCCAAUUUUUGCAUUUGCCUUCUCGGAAUGGCUUGCGCAUGCCUUAGUUGCGUCACGUGUAGAUGUCGCGAAAGCCGUCGAACUAUCGAGCAGGCUGUUUUAGCGGGGCUUUCAGCCGUUAAAACCUUUUUCGGUUGAUUUGCUCGAAACGACGGGUUCAACCAUACGACGGUGAACCGCAGCUUCAUGGUGACGUAGGCGCCCAAAAGCGCCGCUGCCUUGCAGCGGAACCAUGCCCGGGUCGCCUGUGCCACUGAGCAAAAAACAUUAGCCACAUGCACAUGCAUACGAACAAAGCCGUGUAUUCUGUUGGUUUUCUGACCAUUCUAAACGCUCCCCGAGCUUUCUGCGGUCCCUUCAGGUCGUGUGGGGGGGGGGGUGCGACGUAGAACAGUUGAAAUCUGUAUUCUGGACGCUCUUCGAUGGCGUACCUGUACGUUCGGAAUUUGUGAGGGUGCACGCACAGCUUAGGCGGGAGGUAGCCUCUCGGAAGCUGGUGUCGGCAUACGUCCCCUCGCAAGCAAACAAAACUGGUGUUUAUAAAGAAUUUGAGUGAGACCUGCCUACGUCACCUUUUCCGCGAUUUCUUGACCGUUCAAAAACUUUCGCGGAUCGAAGAGGGGGCAACCUGCGCAGGCAAGCUGCCAUCUACGGGCACCUGUACACGUCUGCAUAUCUAUGCCUAUCAACCUACAGUGUGCAGUGAAUGAUGCCAAGAGAGGUUCUGACCUUGCUGCGAAACUGGCC